CGGCCGCGGGGAGGGGAUGCGGACGGGGGAAGAUGGCGGCCUCGAACAACCCGCGGAAAUUCAGCGAGAAGAUCGCGCUGCACAACCAGAAGCAGGCGGAGGAGACGGCGGCCUUCGAGGAGGUCAUGAAGGACCUGAGCCUGACCCGCGCGCACCGGCUACAGCUGCAGAAAACCCAAUAUUUGCAACUGGGGCAGAGUCGUGGCCAGUACUAUGGGGGGUCAUUGCCAAAUGUGAAUCAGAUUGGGAACAGUGCCAUGGAUCUCCCCUUCCAGACCCCGUUCCAGUCGUCGGCCCUGGACACGAGCAGGACCACGCGGCACCACGGGCUGGUGGACAGAGUGUACCGGGACCGGAACCGCCUGGGCUCGCCCCACCGCCGCCCGCUCUCCGUGGACAAGCACGGCCGCCAGGUGGACAGCUGCCCCUAUGGCACCGUGUACCUGUCACCGCCCUCGGACACCAGCUGGAGGAGGACAAAUUCUGAUUCUGCCUUGCACCAGAGCACCAUGACUCCAGCUCAGCAGGAAUCCUUUUCAGGAGGGUCACAGGACAUGCAGCAGAAAAGAGUUUUAUUGCUGACUGUCCCUGGAAUGGAAGAACCCACAUCUGAUGCAGACAAAACCCUCUCUAAGCAAGGCUGGGACACUAAAAAGACUGGGUCAUCGAGACCUAAAUCCUGUGAAGUUCCAGGAAUCAACAUCUUCCCCUCAGCCGAGCAGGAGAACACUACGGCGCUGAUCCCCGGCACGCACAACACGGGCGGCUCGCUGCCGGACCUGACCAACAUCCACUUCCCCUCGCCGCUGCCCACGCCCCUGGACCCCGAGGAAUCCUCCUUCCCUGCCCUGAGCAGCUCCAGCAGCACCGGCAACCUGGCUGCCAACCUGACCCACCUGGGCAUCAGCACUGCCAGCCAGGCAGGAAUGACGACGACGCCGGCCCCGUCCCAGCACCGCCAGCCCAACGUCAGCCCCCUGUCCCUGGGCACGGACUCACGGCGACCUCAGUCCCAGCAAAUGUCCCCCACGCUGUCCCCACUGUCACCCAUCACUCAGGCCGUGGCUAUGGAUGCACUGUCCCUGGAGCAGCAGCUCCCCCCGUACCCCUUUUUCACCCAGACCAGCUCCCAGCAGCAGCAGCAGCCAGCAGUGGCCAGUUCCCUGCCCCAGACCCCCCCUCUGCUGCAGAGCUCGGCGCUGCAGAGGGGCCCCCAGCUGCCCCCUCUGUCUGUCACGGUACCUUCCAGCAUGCCCCAGUCACCUCCAGGGAGCCAGAGCCAGCCCUCCAUGGGGAUUGACAUCAACUCGGCCUCACUCCAGCAGUACCGCAGUAAUGCUGGCUCCCCAGCCAACCAGUCUCCCACCUCUCCUGUCUCCAAUCAAGGCUUCUCUCCUGGCAGCUCCCCUCAACAUUCUUCCAUGCUGGGCAGUGUUUUUGGGGACUCCUAUUAUGAGCAGCAGAUGACAGCUAGGCAGGCUAAUGCCCUCUCCCACCAGCUGGAGCAGUUCAACAUGAUCGAGAACGCCAUCAGCUCCAACAGCCUGUACAGCCCCUGCUCCACGCUCAACUACUCGCAGGCUGCCAUGAUGGGACUGACGGGCAGCCACGGCAGCCUGCAGGACUCGCAGCAGCUCAACUACUCCAGCCACAGCAACAUCCCCAACAUCAUCCUGACAGUGACAGGAGAAUCCCCCCCCAGCUUAUCAAAAGAACUGACCAGCUCCUUGGCAGGAGUGGGGGACGUCAGCUUCGACACGGAUUCCCAGUUCCCUCUGGAUGAACUCAAAAUUGACCCUUUGACCCUGGAUGGACUUCACAUGCUCAACGACCCCGACAUGGUCCUCACCGACCCCGCCACAGAGGACACGUUCCGCAUGGACCGGCUGUGACCCGGGGAGCCACCGCCACGGGGGCUUCAUCCCACCCUGGAGCCACCAUCCCGGGGCUGCAUCCCACCCCGGGGCUUCAUCCCACCCCAGAGCCACCAUCCUGGGGGGCUUUAUCCAUCCUGGGGGCUGCAUCCCACCCCGGGGGCUCCAUCCCACCCCGAGGGUCCACCCUGGGGCUCCAUCCCACCCUGGGGGCUCGGUCCCAUCCUGGAGACUCCAUCCCACCCCAGGGGCUCCAUCCCACCCCCGGGCUGCCCCCCAGCCCAGGGUCCAUCCUGGAGGGAGCAGCUCUCCGUGUCCCUGUCCCAUGGGUCCCCCAGCUUGUUGUUCUGAGCUUGCCGCGCUGCCCAGCCCGUCCCAGCCGUGUCCCCCCGAGCCGCUCGUUGCCGUCCAGCAGUCAGGAUUGUCCGGUUUGUCCCGGUGGUUUAUCCCGGUUUAUCCCAUGGUUUAUCCCGGUUUAUCCCAUGGUUUAUCCUGGUUUGUCCCGGUAGUUUAUCCCGUGGUUUAUCCCGGUUUGUCCUGGUGGUUUUCCCGGUUUGUCCCGGUGGUUUAUCCAGA
Camarhynchus parvulus is the source of this 2450-nucleotide messenger RNA. It is a transcript of the gene CRTC1, whose product is annotated as CREB regulated transcription coactivator 1. The transcript has 14 exons. The record is from RefSeq and is a predicted model, not a curated record. The coding region runs from base 33 to 1892 and encodes 619 amino acids. NCBI's taxonomy places the organism in Eukaryota, Metazoa, Chordata, Aves, Passeriformes, Thraupidae. Gene Ontology annotation, molecular function: cAMP response element binding protein binding. Gene Ontology annotation, biological process: protein homotetramerization; positive regulation of transcription by RNA polymerase II. Gene Ontology annotation, cellular component: cytoplasm; nucleus.